UCGGACCCACUGACUUCUCAAACUACGGUUCAAACUUCAACACCAGAUCCAUCGACUUCUGCAUCCAUUGUUCUGACUUCAAGAGAUGGACCAUUGACUUCUGCAUCCACAGUUUUGACUUCAACUCAUAGAACAGUGACUUCUGAACCACUGACUCCACAAACUACGCUUCAAUCCUCUGAAACAACUGAAACAUUGACUACUCCAUCUAAUGUUCAAACUUCAGCAUCAAUAACAGUGACUACUCAAUCUUCUCCGCCAGCUUUAACAACUGAACCAUUUACUAAUCAAAGUACGCUGCCAACUUCAACAGCUCGACCAGUGACUUCUGCAUCUACGGUUCCGGCUUCAACAGCUCGACCAGUAAUUACCGUCCCAUUGACUACUCAAUCUGCGGUUCCAACAACUAAACCACCAGAUUGCCAGAAUGGAGGAUAUCGCAAUGGUACAGAAAAAUGCAUCUGUCUAACAGGAUUCCGCGGAGACCUUUGCGAGCAUUUCUCAGAUUAUGUUAAACCAGAAGAGGUUAACACAAAAGUUGUUGUGGAGGUGGUGGUGAACCAGUAUUAUAAACCAGAAUAUAACGAUAACAAAUCACCAGAAUACGAAGACUUUGUUCAGAACUUUACACAACAGAUGACUUCAUACUAUAAAAAAGUGAACAUAAAGAACUUCGAAGGUGUGAUUGUUACAAAAGUGAGUCCUGCAGUUUCCUUUGCCAGGAGAUAUAGGUCAGGAAGUAAUGGAGUGAAUGUAACACAUGAUAUUGUGCUGUUGCUUCAAAAUAAUGCUGACUUUGAGACACAAUAUGGAAAUAUUGUUAAUGAAAUCGAGGAGGCGGUUUGUAACCUCACUAGCUGCAGAAAAGGUGAGGCAGAUUGUCCUGGAUUUGACAUUUCCAACAAAACAGAUGUUAGCAAACCAGAAGAUUUUGGCCAAAAUAUUUGUGCAGCCAUCAUUCCAGACUCAUCUCUUCUUGAGUUCUAUGAAGCCCUGAAUGCCAGUGGGUGGAGUUGUGUGACGAUGUGUGACAAGAAUCACACCAACCCAAAGCACUGCUUCAACGAGGGCGUAUGCAACGUGUAUAGCGGCAUCGGACCCACUUGCGAAUGUGCAAAUGUUAAUUCUACCUGGUACCUCGGUGAUGACUGCAGUUCUCCAAUCUACAAGGUUGCCUUCUACGCUGGUUUAUCAACUACUCUCGUAGUUCUCCUACUGACCAUGGGAGCUCUGUCCGGGUACAUCUACUUCAACAAGCAACGACAGAACCGCAAGAGAGACGUCAGAGAGUCGCUGGUGAACGAGUUCCUGGACGAAGACUUGGUCUGGCCUAAAUCUAGAGAUCAUCUCCCUGCACCUUCAGGAAUGUACAGUAACCCCUCCUUCAGCGCGGACCCGACCAACCGCCAGGGCCACUACCUCAUCCAGACCCCCCCGUGGGGAACCGCCGCUUCGACCAGGGGCGACCAGGACGCCGCAUCCUCUACCGGCGCCUCCGAAUCACCACAGAACCAGCUAUCAAUAAACCAGCCGAUGCAGAACCGUCAGCCCCAGAUCACGUUGGGGGGGGGGGGGGGCCCGUGGUGGGACCCGCCCGCCAGCUGGAGUUAGUGUACCGGUCCCCUGAGGACCAGGAAUUUAAUUUCUAAUUUCUAUUUAUCAAAUGCCCAGCUUAACAAAGUCCCGCUCUGCUGUCCUAACGUCUGGAGACGAAGGGCUCCAGGGAGACAUGAUGUAUGAUGUAGGAUGUAUGAUGUUUGCAAUGGUGUUAUUUAAAAAAUGUAAUAAAGGAUUGAGAAAGUGAGAGGUUAUCUGUUUAUUG
Messenger RNA from Gadus macrocephalus (Pacific cod), 1822 nucleotides. Its product is annotated as mucin-12-like. The coding region runs from base 637 to 1611 and encodes 324 amino acids. NCBI's taxonomy places the organism in Eukaryota, Metazoa, Chordata, Actinopteri, Gadiformes, Gadidae. The record is from RefSeq and is a predicted model, not a curated record. The transcript has 11 exons.